This is a messenger RNA of Pipra filicauda (Wire-tailed manakin), 4763 nucleotides long. It is a transcript of the gene AMIGO1, whose product is annotated as adhesion molecule with Ig like domain 1. The transcript has a single exon. Lineage: Eukaryota; Metazoa; Chordata; Aves; Passeriformes; Pipridae. The coding region runs from base 2016 to 3503 and encodes 495 amino acids. Gene Ontology annotation, molecular function: protein binding. Gene Ontology annotation, biological process: brain development. The record is from RefSeq and is a predicted model, not a curated record.
GCGCCGCUCGGGGACGGUCGGGAAAGAUCGGAGAGAAUCGGAACCGCUCGGAACCGCUCGGGGACCAUCGGAACCGCUCGGGGACCGUCGGAACCGCUCGGGCCGGGCCGGGCCCGUUCGGGUCGGUUCGGCUGCGCUCGGGAAGGUUCGGGAAGGAUCGGGGCGGUUCGGCCGCUCUCGGCCCGGUUCGGCCCGGCCCGCUCGGCUCCGCCCGGAUCGGUUCGGCCCCGCUCGGCUCGGUUCGGCCCCGCUCGGCUCGGUUCGGCUCCGCUCGGGUUCGCUCGGCUCGGUUCGGUUCGGCCUCCUUGGGCCCCGCCCGGCCCCGCUCGGCUCGGACCGGCCCGGCUCGGACCAGCCCGGCCCGGCCCCGCUCUAGGCCCGGCCCGGCCCCGGUGGUAACGCCCGGGGGGUGGGGGGUGGGGGGGGCUGAGCAUCCUCCGCCGGCCCCGGGACUGGGGGAGGGGAACCGGGGAGGGACGAGGCGGGGGAACCGGGCGGGCCGUGACAGCGGGGACAUGUCGUGACAGCGGGGACAUGUCGUGACAGCGGGGACAGGGCCACCCCGCACUGUGACCCGCGUGGGAAGUGACCCCGCGGCACCUGUGACACCAGGGGACCGACCCCUCCCCCCCACUGUGACACUGAGGGACCACCGGGGACAGAGACACUGCACGGUGUGACACCGAGGGACAGAGACACUGCACGGUGUGACACCAAGGGACAGAGACACUGCACGGUGUGACACCGGGGGACAGAGACACUGCAUGUCGUGACACCGGGGACAGAGACACUGCACGGUGUGACACCGAGGGACAGAGACACUGCACGGUGUGACACCGACAGACAGAGACACUGCACGGUGUGACACCGGGGGGACAGAGACACUGCACGGUGUGACACCGGGGGGACAGAGACACUGCACGGUGUGACACCGACGGACAGAGACACUGCACGGUGUGACACCGGGGGACAGAGACACUGCACGGUGUGACACCGAGGGGACAGAGACACUGCACGGUGUGACACCGAGGGGACAGAGACACUGCACGGUGUGACACCGGGGGGACAGAGACACUGCACGGUGUGACACCGGGGGGACAGAGACACUGCACGGUGUGACACCGACGGACAGAGACACUGCACGGUGUGACACCGGGGGACAGAGACACUGCACGGUGUGACACCGAGGGGACAGAGACACUGCACGGUGUGACACCGGGGACAGAGACACUGCACGGUGUGACACCGGGGACAGAGACACCGCAUGUCGUGACACCGAGGGACCACAGCCACCCCACAGUGUGACACCAGGGGACCUCAGCCUCUCCAUGCCGUGACACCAGGGGACAAAGCCACCCCCUCAGUGACACUGAGGAACCACAGCCACCCAGCACCGUGACACUGAGUGACAGAGCCACCCCAGACUGUGACACCAAGGGGCAGAGCCACCCAGCGCGGUGACACCACGUGAGCCCUGAGCCCGGCUGGGCUGUGACAGCGGGUGACUGAAGCCACCCCGGAGCACAGAGUGUGACACUGGUGACAGCCACCACACCCUGCACCACUGGGGGACCAGUGACUGGUCAGUGACAGUCACCCCGGGCUGUGACAGCAGGUGACUGAAGCCACCCUGGAUGGUGACACUGGCUGAGCCCCAAGCCUGCUGUGACACUGGGUGACUGAAGCCACCCUGGACCGUGACUCUGGGUGACCCAACCACCCCACUCUGCAGCACCAGGUGACCCCCCCUGGCUGGUGACACUGGGUGAGCCCCGGCCCCAGCACGUGCUGUGACACCGUGUGACCGAGCCACCCUGGACCGUGACACCGGGUGACCAACUCACCCCACCCGGGGACACGGGGUGACCAACCCACCCCGGACUGUGACUCUGGGUGACUGACCCACCCCUCCUGGGGACACGGGGUGACCAACCAACCCCACCUGGGACGGGACUGAACCCGCCCCGUCCCCCACCCCGGGUGUCCUCCCGGCUGCCCCGUGCCCUCACACAGCCAUGGGCACGCCCGGGGGUGCCCCGUCCCCGCCGUCCCCGCCGUCCCCACUGUCCCUGCUGCUGGCCCUGGCCCUGCUGUGCCCGGGGGGCUCGGCGGGCGGGUCCUGCCCCGCUCACUGCAUCUGCGCCUCCAACCUGCUGAGCUGCUCGCAGGCCAACCUGAGCCUGGUGCCGUCGCCGCUGCCGCGCUUCGCCUCCGUGCUGGACCUGAGCCACAACAACGUGUCGCGGCUGCGCGGGGACUGGAGCCCGGCGCGGCUCCCGCACCUGCACACGCUGCUGCUGAGCCACAACGGGCUGGCCUUCGUGUCCACCGAGGCCUUCGCGGCCGUGCCCCGCCUGCGCCACCUCGACCUGUCCAACAACCGCCUGCGCGCGCUCGACGAGAACCUGUUCAGCGACCUGGGCGAGCUGGAGGUGCUGCUGCUCUACAACAACGAGAUCUCCAGCGUGGACCGCACGGCCUUCGAGAACCUGGGCCGGCUGCGCAAGCUCUACCUGGGCCGCAACCGCAUCGCCCGCUUCCCGCUGGAGCUGCUGCGCGAGGGCUCGCGGCUGCCGCGCCUGGCGCUGCUCGACCUGUCGGCCAACCGGCUGCGCGCCGUGCCCGCCGGGGAGCUGCAGGCGCUGCCCGCCUGGCUGCGCGACCGCCUCUACCUGCACGACAACCCGCUGGGCUGCGACUGCGCCCUGUUCCAGCUGCUCGCCCGCGGCCGCCGCCGCCGCCUCAGCGCCGUGCUGGACUUCCAGGAGGAGCUGACGUGCCACCUGCCCGGCUCCCCGCACGCCUCCGUGGCCAUCCUGGAGCUGGCGGGGCGGCAGCCCCUCAACUGCAGCGAGGCGCGCGAGGCCGUGCUGGAGGCUCACCUCGGCGACAGCGUCACCCUGGGCUGCGACAGCCGCUGGCAGGACGGCAGCCGCCACUGGGUGACGCCGGCGGGGGACAGGGUGAUGCCGGGGGACGGCGGCGGCAACGGCACGGCGGCCCUGCUGGCCAACGGCAGCCUGGAGCUGCGGGCGCUGCGGGCCGAGGACGCGGGCACCUACGCGUGCUGGGUGGCGGGGCCGCUGCUCAACGAGACCCUCUACGUGGAGCUGCUGGUGCACAACUUCACCCUGCACGGCCCCCACGACACCCUGAACACGGCCUACACCACGCUGGUGGGCUGCAUCCUGAGCGUGGUGCUGGUGCUCAUCUACCUGUACCUGACCCCCUGCCGCUGCUGCUGCUGCCGCGCCGCCGAGAAGGCGCCGGCGCCGCGCGACGACAGCAUCAACUCCUCGGUGCUCAGCACCACCCCCAACCACGACGGGGGGCACGGCGAGCCCCGGCCUGCCCCGGGGGGCGGCCCCGGGCAGAACGGCAGGUUCAAGGGAGGGGGGGGGACCCCCCCGCCGGCCGCCCCCCGGGGCCCCAAGGGGCAGAGGAAGGUGUCUGACCCCGACUCGGUGAGUUCGGUGUUCUCCGACACCCCCAUCGUGGUGUGAGCGGCGCCGGGGACGGGCCCCGGGAUGUCCCGUGAGCUGUCCCCGGGAAGGAGGGGUGGCCGAACCCCACUGCCGCAUCCCCGGCUUGGGGGUCACCCCGUUGCCCCCCAGGACUGAGCGUUGCCGCCGCCCCCCCUCUGCCGAGGUCACUGUCACUGCGGGACCACGAGGGACGAGCGCGUGAAUGGGGCGGUCCCCAGGCAGGAGGGGGGGCCGGAUCCGCACCACCGUGUCCUCAGCUUGGGGGUGACCCCACUGCCCCCCAGGACCUGCCGAGGGCACUGCGAGGGACGAGGCUGUGCGAGGACACCGGCAGGACACCAUGGGGACAGUCCCAGGAACACCCCAUGUCCCCACUGCUGCCGUGACAGUCCCCAGGCAGGAGGGGUGGCCGGACCCCCAGCACCGUUUCCCCAGCUUUGGGGGUCAUGGCAUCGCCCCCCAGGACCGAGAUCACCCCGGGAAACCCCCCGAGGUCACCGUGGGACCGUGAGGGACAAGGAUGUGAGGGGACACGGUGGGGACAGUCCCAGGCACCCCGUGUGUCCUCACUGCUGCUGGGACCUGUCCCUGGCAGAGGGGUGACCGGACCCCCAGCACUGUGUCCCCAGCUUGGGGGGGUCACCCCAUCGCCCCCCAGGACCGCCCCCACUCACUGUGGGACCGCGAGGGACAAGGGUGUGGGGGACACCAGAAGGACCCCCCAGGGACACCCCCUGUCCCCCCCACUGCUGUGACAGUCCCCAGAACGGAGGUGUGGCCAGACCCCCCCACACUGUGUCCCCAGCUUGGGGGUCACCCCAUCGCCUCCCCAGGACCCCCCCAGGGCACUGUGGGGACAGUGUGGGUACCGCAGAGCAGGGGGGGCCCCACUGGUGACAGUGACAGCACCGUGACCCCCCCAGCACCCCCCAGGAGCAGCAGCCUCCCUGUGCAAGGGCAGUGCCCCCCCGCAGCCCCAGCCCCCCCAGUCUUCACUGCCCCCCACCCGCGGCAUGUGAGCCCCCAGCAUGACCCCCCCGGGGAGCACGAGCCCCCCUGGGAAGGGGGCACCAGGGGUGUGCCCCCCCCCGAACCCCCCCAACACCCUCCUGAGCCCCCCUGCAGCCCCCCCCGCGAGGAGAGCACCCCCCGCACGCAGGGGGGGACCCCGGGGGUCCCAGCCCUCCAAAGGGUGCCCUGUGUGCCCCCCUCGCCCCCCCGGCCGUACCCCCCCCCGCGCUGAUGCCUUGGCCAAAAUAAACCUGUUCCCCCCCCCGU